UAAGGGACAAAUAUAAAUCUAGUAUUCGAUUUUUGUUUAUAUUAUGAGGUCCUGUCUUUGAACAACUUCCUUCAAAAGAACUUAGCCAUAUCAAUGCUCAUUUCACAGGCAGAGUGAUUUAUGAUAUUAUUUUAAAAAGGGAUUUGAUAUAUAAAAUAAACUUUAUGGCACUCUCAGUUGUAAAGCUUGCACAACAGCUAGUAGGCAAAUGGUAGCUAUCAAUCAUGUGGAUGAUGCUUGGAAGCCCAUAUCUUUUUGGAACAGAAGGAAUAUUAAUAAAUUCCUUCUCUGAAUCGUAAUGUCUUUCUCUUCCCACAGGGACCUUUUGGCUGCUUGAAUAAUGCACGUUAUGGCAUCUCCUGGGGAGCACUGGGUGCUGCUGAGUUCUGUAUGCAUACAGCCAGGCAAUAUACUUUGGAUAGAAUCCAGUUCAGAGCCCCCUUGGCAAGAAACCAAUUGAUCCAGAAGAAAUUGGCUGACAUGCUCACGGAAAUCACUAUUGGCUUACAGGCUUGUCUGCAACUCGGGCGCUUGAAAGAUGAAGACAAGGCAACUCCUGAGAUGAUCUCUAUGCUGAAACGGAAUUCCUGUGGGAAAGCCCUGGAGAUUGCCCGGCAAGCUCGUGACAUGCUUGGGGGCAAUGGAAUUGCUGAUGAAUAUCAUGUUAUCAGGCACGUUAUGAAUUUGGAGGCAGUUAACACAUAUGAAGGGACUCAUGAUAUCCAUGCUCUCAUCCUUGGAAGAGCUAUCACUGGACUUCAAGCAUUCACAGUUGGGAAAUAAACACAUUUCCCUAGACUUUAGCUUUCCUCUACAUGAUUCCAGUUGUGAACAUCACUCGAGAUGGUUUAUGAUGCUGGAAUAUCUUUUUAUAAGAUGAGCAUGAGUGCUGCUGCUGACCAGAUUGUGAUCAAAGUAUUCAGUUCAACUUAAUUAUUUGUAAGCUGAAAGAAAUCAGGCAUUUAAAAAUUCUCUGUUGUUCACCAAAAAUACAGAAAGAAGUUAAAAGUGCUGCAUUGUGCUAAAGGAAAAACUUCUUUCUAAUUGGUGGAAGGAUAACACUGUGGUCUAGGAAAUGUUUUGGAAUUGUCUAAUUGUUUUUGAGACAAACGAUUUUGGGGUGUAACUGUAGGUAUUUGAUACUUUAAAGCUGACUGCUGUUCCAGAGCCCAGGCAGAGCCUUGAGGUUUAUACCAGAGUGGGUAAUCUACAAUUUAUAGUUUUAAAAAAUCCAGGUAAGAUUUUUCUUUUUUGUGGAAGAGGAAAUUGUAAUACUUGCAAACAGAGAAGGUGGAAAUCAGAAUGUACUACCUACUCUGUGUUUUUCCUGCCAUUUGACAUAACGAGCUGCUGUUUUCAGUGCCUUCAUCGACAGUGUUAAAUAAAGACUGAUUUUUUAAAAUAUUAGAACACAUUUUAGAUGGUGUGUUAAGCUAUUUCAGCUCGGAUCCUUGCCCCUUUGAAUAAGGUCCCCUUUCUGCUUUCAAAAAUAAAUUUAAUGUGAUGAAUUUCCAACAGUAGUUUGUGUAGGAUAAUUAGUUGAAACCUGACAUGCUUAUAUUAGUGACCAAAGAAAAUUGGCCUUUCCUGUGAGCAGUUCUUUCAUAUCUUUACUAGCACUUAAAAUUAUUAAAACUCUUUGGAGAGAGAUUAAAUAGAGAAAACAAUCCAUUUCUACCCAAGGGGACUGUUGAGUGGCACUGUUUGUCAUAAGUUUAGUGACAAAACUCAACGGGCAUUGAGUUUUGUCACUACACUUGUAAGAAAUACUUGAAGUUGUCUUUAUUUAAAGCAGUAAAGUACUAUUUGAACCUUUUGGCUGUUACACUUCUGCUUUGGUAAAGAAUUCAGAAAACAGUGAGUGGGGUAUGACAAUUCUGAGUUCUUAUUGUUAGAGUUUGGAUAAAAUGUAGUGAGUUUGGCUUGAAGGCUGAUGCAUGGUAUUCCAAAAUCAGUGAUUUUGGGCUAUAUUUUGCAAAUGGCUGGGAAUUUUAUGAACACACACACACACACACACACACACACACACACACAC
Messenger RNA from Thamnophis sirtalis, 2035 nucleotides. The record is from RefSeq and is a predicted model, not a curated record. Lineage: Eukaryota; Metazoa; Chordata; Lepidosauria; Squamata; Natricidae.